AUGGUUGAUACCACACUUCCUUUUCGAUUAUUCCCCACGACUCCGGAGGAACUUGCUAGAUUAUACCUCCCCAUUGAACUGCGCGUUUUGGUUCACCAAUGGACUGGACUCGGAGAUCGAUAUCAUUAUUUGAAUGUUGAGUUCCAUUGGCAAAAAUUCAAGGAAGAUUACACUGUCGCGGAAGGCCCAGCUAUUUUCCUUUCCAAUUCGUUGUGCUUGGAUCAACAGGGUAGAUUCAUGGGUCUUGGACAUAGAAUUGGUAGAUAUGAGGACUAUGCCUUUACCAAAGAACGCGAACACCCGAUCAUCAUCCGAGAAGAAGACGAGCCCAAAAUUCCUAUCUGGUUGAAUACUGAGAGAGACGAAGACGAAGGCCCCCCGAUAUAUCCUUUCAAGACAUGCCAGCUACCUUAUCCAUUUGAUAUGGGAACAGCCUGGGCUAGAGAAGCUAAAAGGAUUAUUGUUGAGAGCAUCGAGUUGGCCCCAAACAAAAGAUCUUGGAUCAAGCAUUGGGAGGUCUGCAAUGUGUGGAAGUGGAAUCGUUCAUACUUCUUGUAUCAAUGGGAUUCAUGCCACGCUGACAUAGCUUUGGAUGCUUUUUCAGAGUGGUCAAUUAUGGUUGGUCUUUGA
Messenger RNA from Sclerotinia borealis F-4128, 630 nucleotides. The record is from the annotation of a GenBank genome assembly. Lineage: Eukaryota; Fungi; Ascomycota; Leotiomycetes; Helotiales; Sclerotiniaceae.